ACAAAUCGAGUCAAAUAUCAACGCGCCGGAUGUUAUUUUUCCACGACAUAAUUUUUUCGCACGAGAGCCACCACAAACAGCAGUCAUUGAGCGCUAUCAAUAUCAACAAAUUUCGGAAAGGUCUCAGGAAUCACUUGAUCACCAUCCAAUAAUCCUUCCACUGCCAACUAUUCAUGCGCUCACCUUUUCGCACACUAGCACACCAUCAUCGCGAUUCGCUUUAUCCUCUCAUCAUCAAAAUCUUCAUCAUUUCCCGCACGUGAACAUCAUCGCUCUUACAGUCGCAUCAACUUGA
Ambispora gerdemannii is the source of this 295-nucleotide messenger RNA. Lineage: Eukaryota; Fungi; Glomeromycota; Glomeromycetes; Archaeosporales; Ambisporaceae. The record is from the annotation of a GenBank genome assembly.